GAGAAAGCAUCAGCGUGAAAGUGAAAGUUUCACCGUCAACCAGUUUCACCUCCUGCUUUCGCUUCGUACAUUUAUCUCCACCUCUAUUUCCGAAAUUCGCAAUUUCGAAAAAGUUAUGUUGCGAUGCGAACACACAAAUUUGUAUUUGAAUGACUACCCUAAAUUAUUUGGAACAUGAUAAAGAGAAGCGAGAGGUCAAUUUGCAUCGCACUGAGGAUUACAUUCCCUUGAUAUUCACUUUUAUUAACAAAUUAAAUUGAGCAUGAAGAAACCGAGUCAAUCACGAAGCCAGGCAGAUCGGUUUGCCGAUCUGAACGAAGACGUUAGUGCUGACCAGAAGUGGCAAGAUGAGCUCCAAGUUCGGUGGCAGAGCUUUCUCCAAAGAGUCCGAGUGCACGAAAUGCUCAAAUGCUUGCACGGGGAGCAUCGCAAACUUCAAGUUUUACGAGAGCAUACUGAUCUGGACGAGAUUAUGCAGGCGAGAUUUGCACAAAUCGGGGUCAAGCGUCGUAAGAGGGAAUCGGACGAAUUGGUAGCAGAAGGGUUGUGGGAAGAUGAACGAGAUCAAGAAUCUGGACGGGACCAAAAGGAAAAUUCCACCGCGGCGACGGACGAUGACGAAACAAGGACGGAACAUGACGUAACGGAUCCCAAGGAUGAUAAUUUGGAUGUGGCAAAGGAAAUGAAUGCGAUAUUUCUUCGGACGCAAAAGGAGGAGGAGGAAAGAAUGGCAAUUGUGUAUCCGAACCUCAAGAGGGUCUUAGCUGACCCAAAAUAUGUUGCAAAGUCUGCAGUGAAAAUGUUUCGAACCCGGACAAAUAUCAAUGAUGAAGAAUUUGAAGAAAUUUUGGGGCUAUGCGAUGAUAAAGUUGAGCAACAGGCCUUGAGGGAUGCUUUUGAGGAAAAGAAAAAUCGGGAAAGACACCUUCACAAUGCAGAUGAAAAGAGACAAAUGCUGUAUGAUUUUAUCAAUAGCAAUUUUUUUAUCCAGUUUAUGCUGAUCACAGUCAUUGUGAGCACUGUGGGAAUCUUUAUCCUUACCUUUGAACCCAUUUUGAUUCGAUAUGUAUAUCCGGUUCAAGUUAUGGACUCUUGCAUUAUUGGAAUCUUCGUGGUAGAAGCGAUUUUCAAAAUAAUGAUUUACAAAGGAACUUAUUUCACAAAGCUCUGGAAUCUUUUGGAUAUUUUUAUCAUUGUUGUUCAUAUAGUGGAGGUCUUGGUGGAACUGAUAACGAAAACGUUAGCUCUUGCCACAGAAUUGAAUCAGAACAUUGGGUUUAAAACCAUCAAGAGUCUUCGUGCGUUAAGGCUCCUCCGUGUCAUAAAAUUCUUGCCAAAUCUACAGGUUGUAGUUACUACGGUUUUCCACUCCAUGUUGAGCAUGGGGUCCAUUGCAGUUUUGAUGUCUCUUUUUAUUUUUGUGUUUGCUGUCCUUGGCAGAGGUUUGUUCUUUGAAGAGUCUCCAGCUCAUUUUGGGACGAUCGGAUAUGCUUUUGUGACCCUCUUCCAAUUACUGACGCUGGAUGACUGGUUCGAAUUGCUCGAUGUAAUUGACACAGAGUCAGAAGAGAAAGCCAAACAGUACUGGAUUAUGUUUACAUAUUUGUUCUGCUACAUCGUUAUUGAAUAUUUCGUCUUUUUGAACCUCUUCGUGGCCGUCUUGGUGGACAAUUUCCAACUAACAUUGGCUGAUGCUGCAAUAACGAAACAGAAGGAGGCCCUAAUUUACUUGGAAGGUCAUGAAAAAUACAUAGAAAUGAACAAGCCCUACGAGGAGAAAGAUGUAGAAGAAGAAGACGCGAAGGAUGACCUUCUCCGUAAUUCCGAGUAUGUCAAUUCAGACAGUGUGGAAUUGGAUGUGGAAGAUUACUUCCCCACAAAGAAAGGCACAAGAGAAAAUGCGUUGCUCGAACACAUUUUUAAAGACUUGACUUCAAUUGACUUUGAGCAUUACUUGUUCAAACGGAGAUUCAGUAUUCUCAAUGCAAUUAUGGAUAAAGCUUCUCAUGGAACGCAUCACCGCUGGAAACUACAAGAUUCUACUCAUCUCAGUACACGAAACAAGGAAGUUUUGGAGCAGCAACAACGAAAUAUAUUCUAAAUUGGUCCAAUUGAAGGAAGAUAAUAUGAAGGAUGCUAUGCCACUACAUAAAUGCUUACAUAUCUUCAUGUUACACUUAUCCAUAAGUUAUUACAAUUAUACUCUGUUAAUUGUACAUUAUAAUGUUUUCGUUGCACGAUAACUCAGCCUGUUAGAUGCAUACAUAGCAUAAGGAAACUCAUAAGCAUUGAACCAUUCAUUGUUACUAAAGCCUAAUAAACUGGGAAAGACUCAUUCUCAGUUUGUUGAGGAAUUUAAAGUUCAUAUAAAGCCUUGCCAGUUCAAUAAAUAUUCCUUGACUAGUAAACAACCUA
Molecule: messenger RNA, 2415 nt
Organism: Folsomia candida
Lineage: Eukaryota; Metazoa; Arthropoda; Collembola; Entomobryomorpha; Isotomidae
Product: cation channel sperm-associated protein 1
Exons: 16
Coding region: 263-2101 (612 amino acids)
Biological process (GO): regulation of cilium beat frequency involved in ciliary motility; transmembrane transport; flagellated sperm motility
Cellular component (GO): CatSper complex; membrane
Molecular function (GO): calcium ion binding; voltage-gated calcium channel activity; calcium-activated cation channel activity
Source: RefSeq, a predicted model, not a curated record